ACCGCCUCCUCUCCUGGUUGUGUGAGUUUCGUACUUGCGAGGUCCUCUAAUGGCGGUUGCGGCGGCUAGAAUGUUGCAGAUCAAGCAGGCGCUCUCCCUUGUGGGUUCCAGCCAGCGACACAACCUUCUACUUUCUAAAGAGUCUUCUUCGAAAUUGUUUCCUUUUGCAUAUUCUUUGUUCAACAGGAGCGAUUACUUUAUUAGAGGGAUCCAGACACAGACAAAUCCGACUAGCCAGGCCCAGGCUAAUAACGAUAGUUUGAAGCCUGUUAAUGAUGCAGCUGAUGUUCCGUCCCGCAUCAGUGGUGACGAUUCUCCUGCAAAGCAUACUGUUAUCUCCAACUUGAAAACGUCCCCAAGGCAUGAUCUUGCCAUGAUCUAUACUUGCAAGGUCUGCGAAACAAGAUCUGUCAAGACAGUUUGUCGCGAAUCAUAUGAAAAAGGCGUGGUUGUGGCACGAUGUGGCGGAUGCAACAAUUUUCACCUCCUUGCAGAUCAUCUUGGGUGGUUUGGGGAACCGGGAAGAGUUGAAGACUUGCUUGCUGCUCGUGGGGAGGAAGUGAAGAAAGGCUCUGUUGAUACUCUGAGUCUAACACUUGAAGAUUUAGCUGGAACAAAAGUUUCCAAAGACUAGAACUUCCAAUGCCAUGUAACAAAUUAUACAUAAGAGCUUUUAGAGUGUUGUGUAAGACUGUAAGCUAUAAAUUUUGUGGCAUAAUCAGGCAUGGAGAGUACUUCUAUGUAUGGUGUUCAACUUCAAUCUGUGUCUUUGGUGUGACGUUCAAUCUCUUACCUUUUUUACUUUGCUUAA
Molecule: messenger RNA, 811 nt
Organism: Tripterygium wilfordii
Lineage: Eukaryota; Viridiplantae; Streptophyta; Magnoliopsida; Celastrales; Celastraceae
Product: DNL-type zinc finger protein
Exons: 2
Coding region: 50-634 (194 amino acids)
Biological process (GO): protein folding; protein stabilization; protein import into mitochondrial matrix
Cellular component (GO): mitochondrion
Molecular function (GO): zinc ion binding; protein-folding chaperone binding
Source: RefSeq, a predicted model, not a curated record